Messenger RNA from Anopheles nili, 1137 nucleotides. Lineage: Eukaryota; Metazoa; Arthropoda; Insecta; Diptera; Culicidae. The record is from the annotation of a RefSeq genome assembly.
AUGUUUAAACCAAUCCGAAAAACACACCCUUUAAUUAGAAUUGCUAAUAAUGCUUUAGUAGAUUUACCUGCCCCAUCAAAUAUUUCAGCAUGAUGAAAUUUUGGUUCUUUAUUAGGUUUAUGUUUAAUAUUACAAAUUUUAACUGGAUUAUUUUUAGCUAUACAUUAUGCUGCAGAUAUUGAAACAGCCUUUAAUAGUGUAAAUCACAUUUGUCGAGACGUAAAUAAUGGAUGAUUUUUACGAAUUUGUCAUGCAAAUGGAGCUUCUUUUUUUUUUGCUUGUUUAUUUAUACAUGUAGGUCGAGGAGUAUAUUAUGAAUCUUAUUUAUACCAUAUAACUUGAAAUACAGGAGUAAUUAUUUUAUUUUUAACAAUAGCAACUGGAUUCUUAGGAUAUGUAUUACCUUGAGGACAAAUAUCUUUUUGAGGAGCUACUGUUAUUACUAAUUUACUAUCAGCAGUUCCUUAUUUAGGAAUAGAUUUAGUACAAUGAAUUUGAGGAGGAUUUGCAGUAGAUAACGCAACUUUAACACGAUUUUUUACUUUUCAUUUUAUUUUUCCAUUUAUUAUUUUAGCUUUAAUAAUAAUUCAUUUAUUAUUUUUACAUCAAACAGGAUCUAAUAAUCCAUUAGGAUUAAAUAGAAAUGUUGAUAAAAUUCCUUUUCAUCCAUAUUUUAUUUAUAAGGAUAUUUUUGGAUUUGUAGUAUUUUUAUGAAUUUUAAUUGCUUUUAUUUGAAAAUUUAAUUAUUUAUUAAUAGAUCCAGAAAAUUUUAUUCCUGCUAAUCCUUUAGUAACCCCUGUUCAUAUUCAACCUGAAUGAUAUUUUUUAUUUGCAUAUGCAAUUUUACGAUCUAUUCCUAAUAAAUUAGGAGGAGUUAUUGCAUUAGUUUUAUCUAUUGCUAUUUUAUUAAUUUUACCAUUUACUCACUCUAGAAAAUUCCGAGGAUUACAAUUUUAUCCAUUAAAUCAAAUUUUAUUUUGAAAUAUAGUAAUUAUUGCUUCUUUAUUAACAUGAAUUGGGGCUCGACCUGUAGAAGAUCCUUAUAUUUUAACAGGACAAAUCUUAACAGUAUUAUAUUUUGCAUAUUUUUUAAUUAACCCUUUAUUAGCAAAAUUAUGAGAUAAGUUAUUAAAUUAA